CUGUUCAGCCGGCGUACCGCUCGCUCCGUCCGUCCGCCCCGUGUCCCGAGUUUCCUGAGCCCAGUGCGCGUGCGUGCAGUGUCUGUGUGCUGUGGAGGCGCUGCGCCUGGCGAUGCCCCACGUGCAGCUGUGUGGCAGGGGUGUUAGCACCUCGCGUUGAACGUGGCGAAAGUGAACCACAACACUGUGUUACCCAAGCCGCGUUAGUGACAGUGUCUUGUGCUGUGUGUGAAACGAGCGUCUGUGUGUGUGUGUGUGUGCGCGUGUGUGAUAAGAGCAAGGGCUGUGCCACCCCGGUGGUGACCUCUGGCUGCCUCUGGCGCGGCGAGUCGGUGACUCAUCGUUCGAGGAAGCGUCGACGCCACACACAAGGUGUGUACGACGCGGCUGCUUCCGCCCUCAGACCGAAGUCUUCGUGGAUUCGAGCAAGCUGGACCGCUAAAAGAGCAAUACUUGCAGGGCCAUGCGUCUGAAUCGCUACCCAGCCGGGGACGCCACCAUGUACGCGUCGUGCCCCGUGGUCGCGGACCCCCCGAACGGCUCUGCCUUGGGCCCUGCCUUGGGCUCGGCCCCCAGCACGGCGGCCAGCUCCAGGCCGCGCUCCCACAAGAAGGGGCGGCCGCCACCCCUCAGCCUGCACCCGCAGUACGAGUCCUGCCAGGACAUCAUGAGUCGCAGCCGCUUCUCGUCCGGAGGGUCGUGCGGUGACUGCGGCGCCGUGGACUCAGCGGGCUGCACCGACGCGUCCAGCAGCACGGGCGCCUCCAGCACCUCCAGCGGCAGUGACACGGACUACUGCAGCGCGGCGCAGCUCCAGCGAGCGGCCACGGUGACGGUGGCGUCCACGGAGCCCCUCCCCGUCGACCUGGAGGACAGCGGCGACUGGCUGUCCAGCCUGCCCGUGUCCGAGCCCGAGCGCCAGCAGGUGGACAGUUUCUUCCGCGGCCUCAAGACCCAGGUGUUCGUGUGCGGGUCGCUGACCAACCUCUACCUGGGCUCCACGGCGCAGGAGGGCGCCUGGGAGCUGCGCUACACCGGCAUCCCCGUCGUGCUGCUGGACACCGGCGAGGCCAGGGCGCGCAACAAGCGGCGCAUCCAGAUCCUCCUGGCGGAGCGGGGCUCCUGCUUCACGCUGUGGCAGGACACGAUCGACAACCUGUCCUCGUACCGGGAGGCCGGCCCCGCCUUCCACACCAUGUGCCUGUCCAGCGACCACUCCACCCUGGUGGGGCUGAGCUUCGACUGCCCGCAGGCGGCCCAGCAGCUCUGGGACCACAUCGAGCGGCUCACGUCGUGCCCGGAGAACAUCAGCCUGUCCGGCCCGGGCGCCAGGGGCCGCGGACGCAAGUCGCCCAGGAAGCCCCCCAAGGCCAAGCCCGUGCCCCUGCCCAGCAAGGCGCACAUCUCGCAGCCCUGCUGCUUCCAGCACGUGACCAGUGUGGACCGCAAGGACCGCGACCGGUACUUCUCGCUGCAGACGCUCGUCCCCGCGCUGGCCGAGAUCGAGAAGGCCAAGGUCGUGCCCAACGCGUCAUAGGCGUCCGUCCGUCGGCGAACUCCGCUUGGCGUGGCCGAGUCGAUGACGUCACCGUCGAGGCCGUGUCCGAGGCCGGGGUGUUGGAGGCAGGCAACACGCCCCGCAUCGCAUCUGUGAUACUCAGCACGUGUGCCGACUACACUGCCAGUAGUCGUGCUCACCUCGUCUGUUUUCUUUUUACUGUUUUUGUUUUCAUUUGAACCCGUUGAUUUGAGUGUACAUGUUUUAUUUUUGUAUGGACUUGUUUUAUGCGUUUUCGAAGAGGCGGUUGCGUUUUGCACGGUUUGCGAUCUGGUGGCGCCUGGCCGGUCAGUGCACCGUAAGGGUCUGGCGCGGUGGAGACAGGCAGAGGACGUUGGGGUGUCGCCUCGCCUUGUCGCACCUCCGACGCUCCUCCAGGGCUAUCGCACAGCCUAUCUCUCUCUGAGUCAUGCCACCGGAUACAGGCUUAUCUGCUCCACCCACCGUGCAGUGUUAAUAACCUCUUUGCUGAAUCGGGCCGUCCAUUGAUUCUGUCACCGAAUCGAACCGGUUCGCCAUGAGCCAACUGGACGAAAGUUUCAACUUGAGGUGUCUGUGUCUCCAAAACGGUGACCGUUGGGAGCGUCAUGCGUGAGGAAAAUUUGUUUUUGAAUCCGGUUUACUAUUCUAAGAACAGCGCACUUGAUACUCACCGUUUUCAAGAUAGGAAUACUUCAGAUUUCGAUUUUUGUUAAGUUGGCUGCACUGGCGCGGCAUGACUGGCUGGGGUUCCCCUGGACGCCAGAUUCAGCCUUAUAUCGUCAUCGAAAACUGUCGGUCACAUCGGGCUUGAACUCUGAAUCGUGAACUCGUAUCUUCGGAAAGCAUUAUUGAGACUGUAACUUCUAUGUUUAGAUUCGGUAGGUUGGUAAGUCUAGGUUUUAUUUUCUUCUGAAGUCUAUAUUGAAGCACUAGUCAUUUGUCAUACUGUGAGAAGACAGUCUCAUGUGAGAUGUAAAUAUAUCUGUAGUUAGACACAUCGGAGCCCCCAUCAAGUGCUACUAACAUAACUUUGUGUAAUUUUAUUGAGACAUAUUUUGAUUUUUCUGGAAUGUUUUUCCAUGUUUUCUUCGUCUGUUUUUAUCUGUCAUGGACAUUUAUAUCAGGAAAGCUGCUGAAUUCAUCUUGUUUACAGAGUACUGAAUAUAUUUUAUAGUGUACAUUGUAUAUUUUAUCUUUACCAUAUGUCAUCUGGCUGAUAUUGUAUUAAGUUCUUUUUAUCAUAAAUAAUGAAAUAUUUUCUAAA
Thrips palmi is the source of this 2804-nucleotide messenger RNA. RefSeq lists its product as uncharacterized. Gene Ontology annotation, cellular component: nucleus. The record is from RefSeq and is a predicted model, not a curated record. Lineage: Eukaryota; Metazoa; Arthropoda; Insecta; Thysanoptera; Thripidae. Gene Ontology annotation, biological process: regulation of transcription by RNA polymerase II. Gene Ontology annotation, molecular function: DNA-binding transcription factor activity, RNA polymerase II-specific; RNA polymerase II cis-regulatory region sequence-specific DNA binding.